Rhopilema esculentum is the source of this 4143-nucleotide messenger RNA. RefSeq lists its product as uncharacterized. Gene Ontology annotation, cellular component: microtubule cytoskeleton. Lineage: Eukaryota; Metazoa; Cnidaria; Scyphozoa; Rhizostomeae; Rhizostomatidae. The record is from RefSeq and is a predicted model, not a curated record. Gene Ontology annotation, biological process: microtubule cytoskeleton organization.
AUAAAUAUUAUUGUGUAAAAAUUGGUAAGGUGAAGUUCAAUAUCAAGAAUUUUAUUUCAAAAAGGAAAGUCAAGUGUGUGAAGAACUGAUCAGUCGACGUUUCAAUCAUAAUAUAACUUGAAAUCAAGGCAAAAGCACCCAAGCUAGGAUGUUUAUAUCAGAAGAAGAGGUCAAAACAGAGAACAGACUGAGGUAUAGUGAAGACUCAAGGUAGCUUACGUCAUCAUUGCAGUCUUCACUCACUUAGCUAACUUCGAGCUGUAUUUUAUUUAUCUGGGCAAGGCAGCAAAGAACGCAAGAUGGCGGACGGUAACACAGAUACGCAGCCUGAGGUAAAUGAUGUUACGCAAGAGCCAAACCAAGAAGACACGCCCAGUCAGAGCGAAGUUAAUUCUCCAACUGCGAAUCAGGCUGAGCCAGGCACAGAAGAAACAAUUUCUGCCGAUAAAGGACCUGCCACUGAAGAGGGACAAAGCGAAAAACAGGAUCAACAGCUUGAAGCAACUGGGGAAAAGACUGAACCAGUCAAAAGCCCUGAAAAGGAGGGUGAGGGAACUUCGAGCGAUAAGGAAACGACGCCCAAGGCACAAAGGACACCCCCAUUUGACCGGAAAGCACCGCGCAAGGAUGAUAUCAGUGACGAUCAACGAAAGGCGAAGAUCGAAGAACUGAGGAAAAAGAAAAUUACAGACUACAAGAAGAAAGAGGAUGAGAAGCGCAAAGCUGUCUUGGAAAGAAAAAAGAAAUUAGAGGAGGCCGAGAAAGCCAAGCAAGAAGCAUUAUUAAAGAAAAUCGCUGGCCCGUCUACUGCUCCCCCGAAGCGACCAGCAUCGGCCCCUGCUCGCCGUGCAGCCUCGUUUUCAAGCUUAGCGUAUCUUAAAAAAACGCACGCAGUUGCAAAGGAAAUCGACAUUGAUAGUAAAAAGCCGGAAAAAGCGAAGGAAGCCGAAGACAAGGUACCAAAACCAUCAAUGGACCAGGACAGGAGAAGAACCCUUCCAUCUAGGCCUAGGAGUGCAAUGGAAAGGAAACGCCCAAACUCGUUUUCGUCGGACAAACCAAAGCCAAGUGUACAGAAAAACGCCACUGAGGCAAGCACUGUGCAGAAAAAUGCAACUGCUGCAGUGGGCAGUAGGCCGAGGUCAUCAUUUGGAACGCGAGCCGAACCAAAAAUCCGUCAGUCAUUAACAAAUCUACCACAUCGACCACCCUCAGCAUCAGCCAAUCGCCAUGCAGCCAAACCAGAAGAAAAUAAACAAAAGACGGCUACAACGAGACCGCGGCCGAUGCCCACGUUGCCAGGGAAACCUCUUGUGCCUCCAAACAAAGAAAAAGAAAUGAAGAAAGCCAAGUCUGCUAGUUCAGUUGUACAUCAUGGAAUCCAGGAUAAGAACAAAAGACCUUUGUCGUUGGAAAAGCAAGAUGGUGAAAAAACUAAAGGAAAAACGGAAGCUGCAAAGCCUGCCGCAAGUAAGCCAAAAGCAGACGCUGCUGACAAACCAAAGACGAGCACAGGAAAGGGAAGAGACCCGGAGAAAAAUGAACGUAGACGGUCAAAUGAAGGAUCGCACGCCAAAGCAGAAGGGCCUAAAAAGCCAGGAAUACAAAAUGAAGCCGAUGCGAAAAGGCUGCUUGCAGAAAAAAGAAGGCAGGUGAAGGAAGAAGCUGAGCGGAAAGCGCUUAUAGAGCAGGACAGGCUAGAAGAAGAACGAAUUAGGAAAGAGGAAGAGCAGAAAAAGAGAGAAGAGGAAUUAAGAAAAGAAGAAGAGCGUCAAAAGAUGCAUUUGGAAGAGUUGAAGAGGGAAGCGGAAGAACGAGAAAGAAAAGAGCAGGAGGAUAAGGAAAGGAAAGAGAUGGAAGAAAAGGAGCGAAUCGAAGCAGAAAAACGACAGAGACAAGAGGAUAUUGAAAGACGAGCACAAGAAGAGGUUGAAAGGCGAGCUAAAGAGAGAGAACACAAGCGGCAACAGGAGGAAGCAGAUCGUAUGGAGCGAAAAAGGAGAGUGCAAGAAAUCCUUGGCUCACGGAUCCGAGGCUCUCCAGUGUCAGAAAGGCCGGUUUCGCCAACUCCGUUCGCAACUGGAAGUCCAGAAGAGGCCCCAGGAGAGAGUUCCCCACCUGUUAUUGACUCAGCCAAUUCAGCUAGAGAUCGAGUACAGAAACUUCUUGAGAAGAACCAACGAAGAUCAGGCGACUCGCAAAAUGGCUUUGGCGAAGAGGAGAGCCUCGAGGGGGAGGUCGUGAAGCCCGCUGCAGUGUCAGCUAAACCGAGUGUGAAUGAGCAAGCGAUCUCGAACGAAAACAAGUUUGAGGACGUGGCGUCGCUUACCGAAGCCGACAAGCAAGCUUUAGAGGACGCCAAGGAGGGCGAAGAAAAGGAUGAAUCAAGCGAUGCGACAGUCAAUGGAUUGGAAAACAACUUUAAUAAAGAUGCCGCCAUUAAUAAAAAUGAGGAAAAUCAAAACAUGUCAUCUUCGAUUGAAGAAAAGAAACUCUGGAAUGAUGCUGAAAAUAUAAUGGCUGAAAACCAAGAGAACCUCAUUAAUUCAUUAGAUAAAAACAAUUCUAGUAAAAGUGAACAAGACCAAAGCAACGAAGAAAACAGACUGUGGCAGUUGGUCGAGGGACAGUUAGAACUAGAAGAGUGUUUCUAGGCCCAAGGUACCCCCUAGAGUAAUUCAAUUCUGUUGAUGAGUUUUCAAUAGUUUCGUAGACACAUGUAUGGGUAUGCACGUGUUGUGGUCAAGUAGACUACCAGAGCCGCGCAGCUGCAAAAUUGUAAUAGUUCAGCAAUAACGAGAUGUAGCAUGGUAGUUUCGUCAUUAAUGCUUAUGGACGUAGCGCCGGAUAGAUGUUGCUCCGUUAAGGACUCUAUUUCACCGCGUCAUCGCGAAACCACAUUAGUUUCAAUAUUUCUUGUUUUAUGUGAUCUAGGAGACGGCAGUCAAGUCACAAGUUAAUUACACGUCAGCUCUUUUCCCAUUUAUCAUUCAAUGCACCCAUAUGUAUCCUAUCAUAUGUAUCCUAUGACCCUUAACCGAGUGCAUUUAUGAGACACCUUAUGAUUAAAAGUUACAAACGAGGAAGAAAGGUAGCCACUAUGACCUUCCUUUGUACAGCAAAGCUUUGAGGGUUUGAACAGUUCGUUCUUCAUGACACUGUGCAGGAACUGACAAUUUCAAGACAGACUUAUUUUCACUUCAUUAACAGCCCCCCCCCCUCCGUAUUUCUGAUUUUGAUAUUCAUUUUAAAAUUACUGUGCCUUAAACCAUUUUGUUGAAUCUGCGUAUCGUGUUUUUGACAUAAUUGAUUACUGAGUAAGUAAAAUUAGGUGAGCGAUUUUCAAAGCGUCUUGUUGCAGGAUAUUUUUGUGAUGAUGUUAUAUCAUAUUGGGGAAAGGAAGAUCUGUGCAGCAAAUUUCACUACAGUAUUAUUCUCAUCAUGUUUAGGAUCAUCGGCUCCUCUUUGUUAGGAAUUGUUGGACCCUCUGAAGUUAAAUCAGUGCCUUCUCUCUAUGUUGAGUUAGGUCGUCCAUUAAUUUGUUCCAUCAGUUGCCCAUUGCAAUAGCCCUUGUCGCUUAUUGGUUCCCCAUUUUUCUAAUCAAGAAUAUUUCUUGGUAUUUAUCUAGAUAGCAGCAUGGUUUAAAUGACUCGCCAUGAAUUAAAAAAUUGUCUGUAAAAUAUUCUUGGGUACCCCUUUGUUUCUUGCACCAUGAUCAGAGAAGGUUUCACCCUAAAAUGUGCUUUUUCAUGUCAAUCUCAUCAUCAGUUCCGUGUCUCUUACUUUUUAUAUUGUGGCUGUGGUUAUGAAUCGAUAGAUGUAUCAGUUAACGUUUUUGUAAUAGUGUAGAUUUGUUCUCUUUGGCCAUUCGAAAGGCCAUUCUAGCAGCUAAGCCAUUAGGAUGUGUUUCCACAUAGCCUCUAAGGGUAAAUACCCAAUGCCUACCUUCUAUUGUUGCCUCAUUGUUGGGUAAGUUGCUAUUUGUGUUCAGUUUAUAUCUCCUACGUUGCGAUGUGACAUACUGCAUUUGUAAAGCCUGCCAAAGUACAAUUUUUGUAAUCGGUAAUUUAUUUGCACUUUUUGUCGAAUACGUAGCUUCGUUUAACACGAAUCUGACGACCAAUUCACGGCAGGCACCUUCUU